Molecule: messenger RNA, 282 nt
Organism: Danaus chrysippus (African queen)
Lineage: Eukaryota; Metazoa; Arthropoda; Insecta; Lepidoptera; Nymphalidae
Source: the annotation of a GenBank genome assembly
AUGAAGACAAGGUCGGCGUUUGAUAAAAAGAACGUUAGUCCCCCGAAACAAGGGUCGCUCAAACUGAGUCCGCGAAGUCACCUAGCUGCUCGAGUAUGGACCUUAUUGGGACCACCAGCGAAGUGCCAGGACAACACGACAAAUUUAUUGACACUCUUUCAAUUAAAUCUAUUGUUGCUGAACAGACACAGCCGCACCGACAACAGCAGAAUAAAACACGAUAACUCGCAGCAUGAAUCUGUAAUGCGUAGAGAUAUGCUCGCACCGCACCAUACACCGUAA